AUGGCACACCACUCAACUCAAGUGUCUUCGGACUUAAUCUGGGAGAUUUCCCGCGUGGCAGUGGGAGAAAAGGCACGGAAGAGAAAUUAUGUUCAUGGACUGAAAUUUGGUAUUACAGGAAACCAGAACUCGUACCUCGUCAAGCGCGCUCAGUCUGGAGGUAUCCAAUUCUCGCGGGAUCCUCUUAACCUGACCAACGUCCACUCGCGCAAGAACGCCGGUUUCGUCAACGACAAGGCCGUCGGAGUUGCCCCAGCUACGGAUGGAGGUGUUACCCUGAUCACCAAGAAGGCCAAGCACCCACAACGACCAGCAAGCCAAUCCCACACCACUACUUUGAGCGGCAAGAAGUCCACCAGAAAGACCUACAAGACCAUCGCCUCCAACACAGCCAAGUCAGGAUACCGACCCGAUCUCCGUGCUUCAGCCAUUGCCCGCGCAUCCGCCAUCCGCAAGUCACAAAAGGAACCCAAGGACCUUCCCGAGAGCAAGCUCCGUGGUGCGAAGGCGAAGAAGGCCGCUGCUGAGAAGGAAGAAUGA
Lachnellula hyalina is the source of this 540-nucleotide messenger RNA. It is a transcript of the gene rpl44, whose product is annotated as putative 60S ribosomal protein L28e. The record is from RefSeq and is a predicted model, not a curated record. NCBI's taxonomy places the organism in Eukaryota, Fungi, Ascomycota, Leotiomycetes, Helotiales, Lachnaceae. The transcript has 5 exons. Bases 1 to 540 code for a protein of 179 amino acids. Gene Ontology annotation, cellular component: ribosome; cytosolic large ribosomal subunit. Gene Ontology annotation, biological process: translation. Gene Ontology annotation, molecular function: structural constituent of ribosome.